Phragmites australis (common reed) is the source of this 812-nucleotide messenger RNA. RefSeq names its product cytochrome b5-like. The record is from RefSeq and is a predicted model, not a curated record. Lineage: Eukaryota; Viridiplantae; Streptophyta; Magnoliopsida; Poales; Poaceae. The transcript has 3 exons. Gene Ontology annotation, molecular function: heme binding. Bases 202 to 603 code for a protein of 133 amino acids. Gene Ontology annotation, cellular component: membrane; intracellular membrane-bounded organelle.
GCUGCCGGCCUCCCUGCCUCCGCCUUGUAAUUGUUUCCCAUCUCGAUUCGAUUCGAUUCGAUUGCGUUUGGCGUUGCUGCUCCUUCGCUUCUUGGAUCCAUCCGAGCAAGGUUCUUGCUGUUUGGGAUCUGCGGCAGCUGCCGCCACCAAUCCAUCGAUCCCAUCCCGCGUGGGAGAGACAAGGGAGGCAGAGGAAGAGAGAUGUCCAAGAUGUUCACCCUCGAGGAGGUCGCCAAGCACAACACCAAGGACGACUGCUGGCUCAUCAUCAGCGGCAAGGUGUACGAUGUGACAAAGUUUCUGGAGGAUCACCCAGGAGGUGACGAUGUUCUCUUGUCCUCAACUGCCAAGGAUGCAACUGACGAUUUUGAAGACGUCGGGCACAGCACCACUGCCCGUGCGAUGAUGGAUGAGUACCAUGUGGGUGACAUUGACACUGCUACAAUCCCUGCCAGGACAAAGUAUGUGCCCCCAAAGCAACCACACUACAACCAGGACAAGACCCAGGAGUUCAUCAUCAAGAUCCUCCAGUUCUUGGUUCCCCUGGCGAUCUUGGGUUUGGCUGUUGCUGUUAGGAUGUAUACCAAGUCAGAGUCCGCUUAGUUCGGUUGUCCUUGGUGUUCAAGAGUUGAGGGUAUCCAAUAAGAUAGCAAGAACUUUGUGAGGUUUACCAGUAUAACAUGUCGUCAUGAAUUCGUCGAAUGUUCUGAAGUGUUGUGGGUUAUGUGGUCCUGGGAUGUGCAUUUGGUGAUUAAGGUGGGAUUGGAACACGUACUGCUCCGUUUGUUAUCUCAGUUGUUAGUGACUUUGCA